Messenger RNA from Haliotis rufescens (red abalone), 3538 nucleotides. Its product is annotated as multiple epidermal growth factor-like domains protein 10. Lineage: Eukaryota; Metazoa; Mollusca; Gastropoda; Lepetellida; Haliotidae. The record is from RefSeq and is a predicted model, not a curated record. Bases 174 to 1013 code for a protein of 279 amino acids. The transcript has 5 exons.
UAACAUAAAUACGUAAUGCGGAACUGCUAAAAAUUACCAAGGCCUGUGGUUUUCCGAAUGAGCUAUACCGACACGGAAACAAUAUGAAAUUCCACUUCCCUUCUACAUGGGAAACAUUCUCAAGCAAUAUCGGCGUUAUAUAUUGGAUAUAGUGUUCUGCAGGACAUGACAAAAUGAAUUGGCAUGGACACGAGGGUUUGUUACCAACAACAUUUCUGUUUGUUGUGUAUGUUUUUCUCCUGAUACACCAAGGUGACACCAAAUGCGUGUACAAAACUCGCCGACUCUUGAAGGAUGGCUGUGUGAACUACUGUCCCGAGGACCAAUGUCCCGAGGAAUGUACCUACUGUGACAGCGGCUUCUAUGGGUCUGACUGUACACGGAGCUGCCGAGGACACUGCUUGAAUGGAAGGUGUGCCCUUCUGGCUAAUGGUAGAGCCGUUAACUGUACGGAGGGUUGUAUGGAGGGGUGGAGGGGGUUAACGUGUAGUACUAGAUGUAAGUAUCCUUGUCGGGAGUGUGGGAGAUACACUGGAGACUGUGUGGGGCAAUGCAGGGAUGGUUUCUACGGACCUGGAUGCUUACAGCGAUGUCCAUAUUCCUGUUCCCGAUGUGACAAAAACAACGGAGUAUGUUUGCCUAACACUUCUUCUGAUGCAGACCUAUCGCCGAUAAAACACAAAAUGACAUUAAGCCUGACAAAUGGUAGUGGCAUUAACAAGACUCACAGCAGUUACGUGAACAAGACACGCAGCAGUCACAAAGCAGAGUUACAUCAACACUCUGCAGUGACGUCAAGACCCCUUGGUGACAGAUGGUCAAUAUCCCCAUAUUUCCUCACUGGCAUUGCUGUAUUAUCUGCAGUAAUUACUUUCAUUAUCGUCAGCAUCGCCAUCACCAGCAUGAAAGCAACAAGAAUGCAAUCGAAGACGGGAGCAGUUGAGAAGCGUGAAGAGUCUUAUCGGCUCCUCAAUGUGAAAGUCAACGUUAUUAUAAGUAAUGUAGUUUCGUGAAUCUGUAUUAACUGACAUAGGAUGAAACAGACAAAUACGCGAGUAAAAUACCGUACACCAAAAGUGUAUUGAAAGUUAGUAGGGCGUGACAGGUUUUAAAUAACUGCUUUCAAAAAGUUAAAUGUUCAAUAAUAACUUGCUUCUUAAAAUGGAAGUAAAAAUGUAUUUCAAUGAUUUAACAACUACUCAAAGACUUUUGAGAACCUGUGGAAAACUACCACUAGGUGAAGUUCUUUCAUUCACAAGAGAGCAAGUGAUCCUCAAAGGUUUCAAAAACCAUAAACAUGUGACCUACCAGGAGAAAAGGGACCUUAUGGUUGCUUGGAUACAAGUUUGCAGUGACGUCAUAAAGAAAAAAACGUCAACUUACUGUGUGCGGACAUCGUAUAUUCUCUCUUUUCUGCAUUUCGGCAUAUAUACCUAGUUUCAAUCAGACAUUAUAUCUAAAAACUGACAUUAUUACAUAAACAGUCAUAAGUCUGAAAAUGAGUCCAAAUGUUUGAACUCAUGUGUCUCUGUAAUACAUAUGAAUUUAAGCUUAUCAACUGUAUUUUCGUGGCCCUGCGAUCCUGUAAUUUUAACAUAUAAUAAGAAAUCAAAAUGUGAUUUUUCACCCAUAAGGUCCGUCAUCUCAUGGUUGGACACAUAUAUAGCAGCUUAUUAUACAUUUCGGAGUUCAAUAUAUUCUUUAGAUAGUAGUUCACAUUGGUUGUAUUGGGUCUACUCUACUACGCAAUAAACAUGGGUAAGUUUCAUAUGGAUAAGCAGGAAAAAGAGGUUUUGUGCAUUUUUCACCCGUUGAGAUCAUGAUAAAAGCUCUCGAUAAGUAACCAAAUAUCUACGAAGAGGUACAUGUUUGUUUGUUUGUUGUUAAAUGCCGCACUCAGCGAUAUUCCAGCUAUAUUCCAGCUGUACAUAAUCGAGUCUGAACCAGAAAAUCUAGUGAUUGACAUCAUGAGCAUCGAUCCACGCAAUUGGGAAACGAUGACAUGCAUCAACCAAGUCAGCGAGCCUGACCAUCCGAUACCGUUAGUCGCCUCUUAAGACAUACGUGUGCGCAGCCUGAAACGGCUACUCUAGGUAAUUACGCAGUGUUGUUAGAAUAAUGGAUUUUUGAAAUUCGUCAUGCGUAUUUUUACGUCAAGGAGUAGAAUGACCGGAUAUUUAUAUUUAAAGUCAGGAGAAAGGGUAGAGUUGCUUCCCUUUUAUGAUACCAGCUAACAAAGAAAGUAAUGCGAAUGAAUAAUUUUUUGAUGUGUUGUUGAAGAUGGUUUAAUACGUCAUCGUUUAUUGACAACACAAUUUAAAUAUUAAUUGAUUCCCAUAUAACGCGUUAUUUUUCUUAAAUUAUUUUACUGAAACAUCAUUUAUACAUCAUAAUUUGUCUAAACCUUUCUGUCAGUUGAUUUUGAUUUAAGAAACUGACGAGAGUUAAAGGCUAAGGCAGUUUAACAUUUCCGUUUGUUGACAUUCGCUGCGGUUUGUUUUCUUUGGUUGAAAAUACAUAAUGCUAUUGAACAGUGAAUCACAAAACAGUAUACAGUCUCCUAGAAGAUGUAUUUUUGGGUUUGUUUUUAUAUUCUAGACAUGUAAAUUCUGUAGAACUAGAGAUAAAGAUAUAAAGGUAGGUAAAGCAUUCUUCAACAAUCGAUACCUGUGCUGUCUGUGACAGAUUCCUUUGUUUGAAGACUUUAUUGAUGAAUGCCCCGGCGGUGGCCCGAGUUCGAGUAGGUCAUUGAAUCAUCCAACUGAUCAUAAGAGGCGAUUAAAUUGCUUCGGGUGGUUACGCUUGGUGAUAUCUUAUCAUCGUACCUGUCAUUCUGAAUGUCUUUCCUGUUGUUGAUUAUCAUUCUUUGAAUAUAUGCGUCCACAAUGUUGGCUUAUCCAGACUAAAACAAAACGUAGCACUGAAGAAGCAUUUUUUAAGCACAAGAGGUCCCAGUUGCUCUGCCACCAAGAUCGGCACAAAUAAACGGAAAAAAACGCUAGACAAAAACAAACUGUUUGCAGUGCAUACUUGAACAGAUGAAGAAUUGUAUGUAUUUUGUUCUCUGUGUGUCCGUGUCGUGUCCUCAUAUAUAACUUGAUCCCGUUCAAUUUUUUGUUGUUUUUAAGCCAAUUAGUUUUCAAGCUUGUUAUGUAUUCCCGUUUUUGCAGACCCUUUACAAUAAUUAGAGUAUCAACUUUGAUAGGCCUUUAGACGUAAGAUGACAACAUGGACAACAGUAUGGACAACAACCUCUUUGGUAUACAUACAGGAUUGACAGAGUGGGAGAGCAUGACAUUUAUACACAAACAUACAAUAUUAAUAUCAUGUUUAUUAUCUCAUUUAAACUCUUGUGUAAAAACAUCACCUUGUAUCCACUCACCUAUAACUUGUCAAGUCCGUGUCGAAUAAAGGUCAAGGUCUCGAUUAAACGCCGGAAGUAAACGCUGGAUAAAGAGCGUCUUAAAGGAAUAUACGCCCGGGGGGUUUGUUUAAUACGGUACUCCUUUGUUAAUCUACAAUAAAUGUGUCUGCAAAA